CAGAUCCAACUGUAAAUGAGACUCCUGAUUUAUUAACUAGCUUCGCGUUCCGAUAACGUCGUUCGUUUGCCUUUUGCUCGUCCGCCGGUUGUCGUAAUUAGCGCGUGUCGCGACUCACCGCGGUAACACGCCCGGCUUGUUUGUCGACAGUUGUUUAGUUCUGUCCUUCUCCCCCCUCUCUACCGUCGGUUUACACCUACAACCCGGUUUGCAGAGUGGCCACCAGGGGCGUCUGUGUACCGUGUAGCGCCACGGUGCUUUCUCUCUCUCUCUCUCGCCUUUUUUUUUUUAUAGAGGGGUUGUCGUAGGUAGUCAAAGGGGUAGUUUUGUGUUGGGGGGUAGGAGGAGGUUGUGUGUCCCUCGCGAGCGUUUUCCCGCGGACCUCACACCCUCUCCUUUCUGUGAAUCACAAUGAGCGCCGACUAGAAGGCCGAGAGAAAAAGGGGACGUGGAGAGAGAAAAUUUUUCGCAAACAAGAACACCGUCAGCGAAGGGAAUAAAAAAAGGGUCUUCCAUUACGGCGUGUCGUCCUGGGCUCUUCGUCCCCAUCCACAGCGUCAUUCUCUCUCUGUGAUCCUCAUAAACCCUCCCCCCCCCCCUUAUCCCCCUCGACCAGGGCGGGCGGGCGCUGGAAUUAAACCACUGGCGGGUCCAAGUGCCUCUCGCGUCUCGCUGUUACCCUCCGCCUUUGUUCGCCGGCUGUGGGGGGGGGGGGGGGGGUAACCGCGAACCGUUUACCGCAGGAGAGCGCGCCGCUUUGCGCUUCACGUGCGCCGGAAAGUACUUCACUCGAGUUUUAUUCUCUCUCGCUUCUCCACCCCUUGCCCCGAACCCCACCGUACGCACAUUUUAUAAUAGUGAAUUUUUCUCUCUCUCUACCCACCCCUCCCCUUUUUGUCUCUUUCUCUUGCGGGGGCUCGACUAUCCUGCCAAGCGGCGCGUGCAACUUCCGCGCGGUUUGGGUGGGAAGGGAGGGAAGAUAUUUCGCUCAGACCAUAGUAGCUUGUUCAGACCAUCGGCCGCGGCAGGGUGUGCUGCAAAAACUGUAUUGCCACCAUGGCGACAAUAAGUCUCGUGGCCCGGGCAUCGAACCACGGGCCCGCGAAAGAUUCACACGCGACGGAAUGUCGCCCUUUUGCCUCAGUUCAAUCAUUUAAAGGAAAUUGAAUUUAAAAAAAAAUUGUGUUGAUUUCAAUUUUGGCGUGUAGCUGUUCGUGGCUCAAACCCGCGCUGUUUUCAGUACAUGUCUUAGCGGUGCCUGUUUACGGAAGAAACCGCCGCGUUGGGGGAUUGUCGUUCUGGUCUUAUCUUUCGUCUCUAUUAUUAUUUUGUGCGAAGUGAAGAUGGCCGUAAUUAAUUCCCAGACAGAGAAAAUUGCGGUACUCUCUCUUGUUAGCGCCGAUUCGGCCAUGAAUUGUUAGGGGGUCACCCACCAAGAGUCUUAGUUUUUUUUUCUUUCGACGCGCACCAGUUGACGCAGCCUGUGAUGGGCGCCAGGGACCCUAGCGGGGUCUCCCCUGGACGCCGCUGACGGGGCCCUCUGUCCGGAGGAGGGCAGGGCCGGUGCGGCGCAGGAAGCAUGUCUGCAGAGGGCGCGCGCCAUGGGACCGAGGCUGUCCAGGACCUCGACGCGGGAGGUGCUGCAGCGGGAUGUGGACCGGGAGAGACGCCUGCGCCUCGACACUGAAGUGCGCCUGCGCGACUCGGCCGCCGAGGCAGAGCGCUGCCGCGCGCGGCUGGCGGCGCUGCAGCGCGAGUUCUCCAGGAUGGACGAGACGGUCCGCUCCAUGCUGCAGUACAAGACGCGCGCAGAGCUGCUGAAGCAGGAGAAGACAUCUCUCACCGUGGCAUACGAGACUCGGAUACAUCAGUUCCAGAACACUAUCACCAAGUUGAACAAAGAAAAUGAGGCUUUAAAGAAUCAGAUCAGGGCUUUGGAAGCAGCAGGUGCGGGAGAGGUGCAGAGCUCGCUGGUGGAGAGACUGCGGCUGCUGGAGGCGGAGAACAGCAGCCUGACCAGGGACGCGGAGCAGCAGAGGACCCAGUACGAGCGCUGCCUGGACGACGUGGCCAACCAGGUCGUCAAGGCCCUGCUGUCCCAGAAGCGACUGCGUGAAGAGAUCAAAAUGCUACAGAAAAGAAUAGAGGACUUAGAGGCGCAGAACCGUGCACUGACUUCUAUCCUUGUUCAGCAGCUGAAUCCGUCUGGAGAAAUGUCCAAGUCUCCUCUUAGCAAACUCCCUUCACCCCACACUCAGCCCUCUUCAAGCGAGGAGCACUGUAGCUCGGAGACAGUCUCCGCCCUGCUGGCCUCUCUCGGCAGUUUCAACCCCAGCGCGGUGGCGUCGGACCUGUACUCGCCGGCGUCGGGGGUCCCGCUAACGCCCAUGACCUCGGAGGCGUCUAUCUCGACGCCCAGCACGGGCGACCUGGCGACGCCCGACGAGGACCGCCAGGGCGCUACCCGCCGGCGGCUGUGGGGCGACCAGCGGCGGGCGCGAGGGGGCGGGUCCCUGGCGGAGCACCCCCCCUUCCGCCCCCCGGCCCUGGUGGCGCUCGCCGCCGGCGACCCCGUGCUGUGGCUGCCCGUGCAGCGGCCGCGCUCGCUCGACCUCCGAGCGGGCGGGCCGGCCGCGGCGCUGGCCCUCGCCAAGUGCUGCCAGCACCGCGCCAAGCCGCUCGUCCUUCACGUGAAUAAGAAGCAGAGCGCAGUGGAGGAGGAGGGCAGCGAGAGUCCGGAGAGCGGCAACAGGGACGAGGGCUACUCCACGAUGUCCAGCGACGUCCAGGGUGACGCCGUACGGACGGCGGAGCCCGGAGGAGUGGCGGUUCUGCCGGUUGCCCACAGGGACCCUCGCAGGGGCCUAGAGGACCUCAAAGAAGAGACGGACGCGGUCGGAUCAGCAGUUCCCGCGCUCGCGGACGGCAGCCAGGCGACCGGCAGACUUCUCGUGGUGGAAGAUGUCUCGGACCCGGACGUCUUCUACGUCCCCAUCGGGCUCACCCUGGGGUUGAGUGCCGGCAAUCCGAGGCACAGUUUCCCCCCAGCUCGAGACCUCCUCCCGUACCAGCACAUCAUGAGGAGCUUCUCCGAUUCACACCUGUGCUUGAGAUUCACGACGGCUUCGUCUCCCGCCUGCGAAGGCGUUCGUUCCACCUGCUCCCUGUCGUCGACCGCUUCCUCGUCUCCCUCCGUGGCGGCCCUGCACGACCAGCUCCAGGCUCGGCCGCUGAGGCGGGCCCGAGCCGCCCCCAGUCUCCUGGAGGAUGAGGCGGGGCCGGAGGAGGAGGACGCGGAGGGCGGCUGGUGGGACGCAGACUACGUGCAGCACUGGCUGCGGCUGGACGACACCCAGUCGACGCUCCAGCAGCAGCACCGCGGCCUGCUGGAGCUGGAGUACGACCGCGCCGAGAUGGAGGACUGGAGCAUGUCGCUGUCGAGCGAGGAUGUCUCGUGCCCACGUGCCGGUGGCCAGGGCGAGGACGCAUCCGGUCGCUCCGCCCAGCACCUGCCCAGCAUACGGGAGAACAACGCCCUGGAGCUGGAGGAAGACUCCAGCGAGUGUCUGUGGAACAGUGCCAGUUACCUCGCGGACAAGCCUGACGGGGAGUUGGUCAGCUUGCUCCUGGACGGCAUGAUGUGCCACAACAGUCCGAAGAACGGCUGGCCGUACGGCGGGAACUUCAGCAUGGCCUCCCCGGGCGGGAGUUGGUCCAGCACGGGCACCAACUCCGAGGAUUGCUGCCAUUCUUACGACUGCUCGUACGUCGGAUGUUCGGGGGCGGGCUGCGAGAACGAUUCCAAGCGCUCGUCUGCAGCAAUGAGCGGGUGUAGCGAUGACGCCACCAGCAUGGAAUCGCCUGCGAUUGGAACGGACUUCACGCGAGACUUCUAUCGUCUCGUCAAGUAUGAAAGUACAAAAAGCUUGGCCUCAACGUCAUCCCGGAGUUUGCCUGGAAACGGGAAUUUUUCUGAAAAUGGUGGUUCUCUUGCACGGAAGCAGGGCUUAGAAAUACAGCACUUGGUGUUGGGAACAAUGCCUUUGUCACAGGACAGAGAGCAAGCCCUGCAAAGUGUUCUGAACUUCAUUGCAGAGCAGCAGCAGUACUGUGCAUCUCGGGAACAGCAGGAUUCUGCCAAAGAAAACACCUUACCCGGCCACAUGUCAUCUGUGAUGCAAAUUGAUAAAGAAGUAAAGCGUGUAGGGAAAAUUGAAAUUUCAGAUAUGAAAGUCUUUCUACAGAACUGUUCAGAUUCAUUUACUGAAAAUGUGUCUACCUUUGAAACAACUAAAUCAGAUGCUGAUAGGCCAUCUGAGACAAGUGUUAACUGUUUAGAGAAAGAACUAUCUAAAGAAACUGAACUUUUGACAGAAACUUCACAAGUUGUUGACGAGGAACUCUGGAAUAAGAAUUCUCGUAUUAUAGACGAAAAUGAAUUUCAUGAAACUAACAUCAGUAACACUUGUAGAACUGUAAAAGAUGUAGAUACAUCAAACAAGUUACCUGAUGUCAUUCAGUUUAAAAUAAAAGAAGAAUCCAAGGAUCAGAGACAUGCAGUAAUAGAACUUGAAACAAUACAGCAACUAUAUCCGGAGGUGCAAGAAAACGAAAUUCAGAAAGUAUCAAACAAGAAAAGUAGGCGGACGGAAGUGUUGAACGAACAGAACUCUUCUUGCCGAAACGUACAAGUGAACAAUAAAACGAGUAACCGCAAAUCGGAUAGAUUUAACGAUGGUAGCGUGGAGGGCGGCAAAACCGUUUAUCAACAUCAGUUGAUAGAUGUCGAUGGAGGUCUAGGUCAUAUCAGGAACGUUAGUGUAGAAAACGCGGCUAAUUUGAAGUGUGUGCAAGAAAGUGUGGCUCUUUGCAGCGCGGACUCUGUCAGGGAUCCCGGAAGCGAGGAGAAGUGCGACGUGGUGGACGGCGUGACGAGCGCGGGGAUGGAGCAGGCAGGCCCGUGCGAGGGGGGGAAGCCCACGGCGCCCGACGGCCGAUACGCGAGCGUGGCAAGGAGGGCCAGCGACGUCCUGGUGACGGUGAUGGAGGAGGAUGACGAGCACGCCUCGCUGGAAGGGAACGCGAGCCGGGAGAUGAGCGAGUCCCUGACGUCGACGGUGUCGACCCCCGACACGGUGGUCAGCCCCGGCGUCAGGAGGAGGCAGCAGCCCCCCGAGGAGCACGGCCUGAUCGUGAUGGACGCGAGGGCUCCCAGCUUCCACGAGCGCGCCACCUCCAAGGACGUCAUCGAGGAGCUGAACCGCAUGAUCCGCAAGGGGGAGGAGGGGGCCCCCGCGGUGCCCGUCUCCACGCCCGGGGCCUGCGAGGGGGACUCGGCGGCCCCCGGGGCCUCGCGACUGGACGUGGCGUGCUGCUGCCCGACGGGCUGGGUGCACGUGGAGAGGGACAUCGACUUCACCGACCCCAAGGCGCGGGCGAACCUGCUGGACGUGAUGCUUGCCUCCAGCGGUAGCUCCAGCAGUAGCUCCAGCAGCAGCGACAGCGGGGAUGAGCCCGCGGACUACCAGCACCUACACCGACUGCACAGAUUCCGGCGCCAAAAGAAAGCGUCGGCAAGCCGAGAGCAGAUGGGGGUGCUGCGCUACCCCGCGUCCAGCCCGCGUCCUUCGAUCAUCGGCCGGGAGGGCUUCUACGUGCGCUACGGCGAGAAGGAGCGGGAGGCGGUGGCCAGCUUCGACUUCCUGGAGGAGCUGUCGACGACGUCCGCGAGCGGAACCUCGUCGGGCGAGACGGCGUCGCGGAGGCGGGGCUCCUCCGAGCCAGACGCCACGACGCCGGGCAGCGAGGAGGGCGACGGCAGGACAGAGGGGCAGGUUUCCUUGGGCGGCUCGUGCGGGGCGAGUUUAUCCGGGUCGUCGGGCAGCCUCGAGACCCGGAUGUAACGGACUGCAACCGUUUGUUCCCCCGCUGGUUGGAGCUCCAGCGUUACUGCGACUCACGUAGAGAGGAGAAAAAAAAAGGCAUGGAUUCCUACAGUUCACACUACAUAACUUUGCCGGUCUACUCAUUUGGACAAAAAAAAUAAAAAUAUGUUCUUGCAAAAAGUGCUCUCCUGAUUACUAAAAAAAAAAAAUUAGACUUGAAACAGAAUAAGAAAAAAAAAAUUAUAUGUGGUACUACUCUAUUUAAAAGAAAUUAGUUCCAAUCACUGUUUAAAAUAUCAGUAUUGGUGUCCAUUUUAAGGAUGUGUACUUAUUUCAUAGUCAAUAGCAAUGUGUAAUUUAUAUGAUUUUUGAUUAUAAACGUUCAGUUGACCAGGUCCACAUCAUGCUUGCUACAAACAACUCACGUGAAAAUGUUUUAAGAAUUUUAUUUGUGUUACAACUAGUUUAAUUUUUUGAUAUGUUCUCCUAUGUGUGUACAUAUUUAAACAUUAGAUUGACAUUAGCAAUUUUCAGUUUUACAAAAAAAAAUAUUAAUAAUUUUUAAAGAAAUGUACCUACCAGUCUGAUCUGUAAAAUCUAAGUCCUAAAUCGUCAAUUUUUUAGCUAGUCUCUGAUUUUCAUCACUGAUAAUGAUGUGCUCAAUAUAAGUUUUGGUUAAGUUAGGAAAUCUUUUUGUAAUAAGUGGUUAAAUACUUUGUACAUUUAUCAACUUCAGAUUUCAAUAUUGAAAUACCUAGAUUGUUUACAACAUUUGAGAAUUUAUAUUAUUUUAGUGAUGCUUAUAAUGAGUAAUGCAAUAAUGGUAUAGUAUGUAGCCAAACACAGUAUAAUUCAAAUACCUCAGCCCAUAUCACAUUGCCAGUGAAAUGCAGAUAUACUACUUUUAUUUUCUUCUGAUGGUUACUAGGCAUAUCUUCAAUUUUUUUCAAUUCUUGUGAUUGUACUGUCUCAUUAUCUGUGUACAAUUCAGAUUUUAUAUCCCAUUUUGUUACCUGUAUUUUGGAUAUAUUACACAUACCUAUUUAAUUUGUGCCCAUGAUAAUUUUUUACUUAUUUUAAUUUGUUAAUGUUAACAUAUUCUAAAUAUUUAAACAACUGGUCAUUAGGUCUUAAAUAUUAGAGCUGUUUAAAGAAUUAGCAUAAGCCAUUAAAAUAUGUUCAGUUAUACCUGUACAUACCUUUAAUUUGUAAUGGUGUGUUUGUUGAAGUUCAGAUGCCAUGAACUUCCCCAAAAUUCUUAUUAGUUUUUGUUUAUUGAUGCAUGUACUUAACAGAGAAAUUAAUGUAGCUUCAUAUGAAUUUAAAAAAUAUAAUAUAUAUUUUUAUUUAAACAGACUAGUUAUUUUAUAUGCAGCAAAUUGUAAGAUUUUAAGUACCUACAAUGAUAUUACAGACUUUUUUUUGUUUUAUUGUGAUCCAACUUUAGAAAAAAAAAUUGAGCAGUUAGUGACAUAAAUAUUCUUAGUCCAUUAAUUAUGUGUAUAUUAUGAUGGUACACAAAUGAAUCGUGAAUGUAAAUGGAAGUUAAAAACUGUGGUAAGUGGAAUGUAUCUGUAGCCACAACAUAUAUUUUGUGUAGAAUUUGUUGUGAUGGGUAUGAUGUGAUUCUUAUUGUAUAGAACCAGUUGGCGGAAGCUCAAAGUUGACCAUGUGAUGAUAGCGUAGGCCUAAGUGCAAUUUUUACCUUCCAUUGUAUGAAACCUAGUAUGUGAGCUGGUUGCAGGACAAAUGGUGUGUAUUUUUUACUGUAAAUAGUUUGUAUUAUACAAGAAAACAAUUUGAACUAAAA
This is a messenger RNA of Bacillus rossius redtenbacheri, 7695 nucleotides long. RefSeq lists its product as uncharacterized. NCBI's taxonomy places the organism in Eukaryota, Metazoa, Arthropoda, Insecta, Phasmatodea, Bacillidae. Bases 1602 to 5903 code for a protein of 1433 amino acids. The record is from RefSeq and is a predicted model, not a curated record. The transcript has 10 exons.